UGGCAUUGUUAAUCGAAUCAAACACAUUUAUUUUUGCACCUUCCGAUCUCAUGGUUUUUCAUGCAUUUGAAUAUAUACCAAGUAAAUUAAGUCGUACAUAUGCAAAAUAAGAUCCCGGGGUCACAAAGAUGCACAAAAAUGUCGCAUCAGUUUCAGUUGGCUCGUCAAUCUUGCAGAGAUCGUUUGAUUAUAAAACGAAAUACAGAUAAAAAUGCGGCGAAAUUUGAGAAUAAUAGUGAUAAAUUUAAAUUGGUUAUUAUUUCUGGGUGUUAAUUUAUUCAACGGGGUGGAUUGCAGAAGCAUCACCAAUUCGGAUUCAAGACAGGAUUUGGGACAAGUCGUGCCAAUUUUAACUCCAGCCGCGGAAAUUGCCACCGCCGCCGUCGCCAGUGCGGACAGUUACCUUCCGGACCUCGGUUUCUGGGCGGAUGUGGGGUCCUUGAUGCUGUCCGGGUCGUCCCUCUCCCCCAUGGCAAGACUCUCCCGGGACGUCUUUGAGAGCCAGGAAUGCGCAGAGUAUGUCUCCUGCCAAGUGUCGCGAUUGUCCAGGAUGCAUUCGCCACUCCAAUUUAUGCAUACAUUUCUGCAGGAUCUCCCAUUCCGCGGAGAUUUGGCCGACCGGUUGAAAAUGGGGUCAUCAAAAUCAAUCCGUGGCGACCAAAAGUGUGGCUUCGACUGCAGUCCGUUACAAUAUUUGAACCGUGGCGUGAAAACGUUAUCCCUCCUGCACGCCGUCACCAGAGCGGCCAACCCUCGCAUCGACCUCAGAGAUUUAUAGUUAAUUAAUCAAUUAAUUAAAUAUUUAAUUAAUUAGGUAAUUAAUUAGGUAAGUAAUUAAUUAAAUAAAUCCUUAAUUAAGGACUCUGUAAAAAUCACGUGGUCAAUUUGAGCGGGUCGGGGUCAUUUAGGGGUUAUCUUGUCAUUGUAGUUUUUUUACUUAUCAAUUUCUUAUACUUAAACCGAUAUGAGAUGAAAUAAACACUUAUUUUAACUUUAUAGUGGACUUCGAGAAAUUCAAAAUCCAGAAAUUUUUAGAAAUUUAAGAAUUGUAAAACGCCAACACCGUCGCCAACAUCUUCAAAAAAACGUCGAUAUUUACUUAAUUUGCAAUAUUGCAUUUGUGGCGUGGAAAUCAUGCUAUUUUUAUGCAUUGGUGGAAGUUCAGAAAUCCGAAAUUCGCAAGUUUUUAGAAAUUUUAUAAUUUUUAUAAAUUGUAAAGUGCAGCGCAUCCGUCAUCCAUCGAUAAAAUCGCUAAAAUCUACGAAAAAUAUAAUUGGUUAUUUAAUUUUCCAAUAUUCCAUUUACGUCGUGGAACGUAAACGAUUAUUAAUUAAUUCCUAUACUUAAAUAAAAAUGAGAUGAAAUCAACACUAUAUUUUUAACCUUAUAAUCGUAUGGUGAAAUUUCAUAAAUUCGGAAACUUUAGAAUUAUUGGGAACACGAGCAUCAACCUACAAAAGGAGACUUAACUAUUUAAUUUUAUAAUAUUCCAUUUGUGUCGUGGAAAUCAUACUCGACCUGACUAAUUUUAACUUUAUCGUGGAAUUUCAGAAAUUCAAGUUCAAAAAUUUUCAUAAAAUUUUCAUAAAAUUUUCCAAAAAUCCCAUUAUAAAUACAUAAAUACCUCAAGUCUAGAAAAGUAUGUUGGCUAUUUAAUUUUCCAAUUUAAUUUUGCAAUAUUCCAAUUCUAUGUAAUUCCAAAUAGAAAUUUCCAAUUCUAUUUCAUGCAAUUUUUACCAAUUUGGUCGAACAGUGUACACAUUUCAUAAUCGUGACAAUACAAAUAUGCAAAUUAAGUACUAAUGGUUAUCGCUAAUUAAUUUUAUUUUACUAAUUUUAAUGUCUGUUUUUCGUGUAAUGUUAAAAUUUACCCAUCUUAAUUAUAAAAUGGGUUACACAUACGUAUUUAAGUCACACCAGGGGUCAAAAUUAUCCCCUCUAAAUCGAUACCACCCUUUACGUACGGCCCCUUAACAAACAAAUUAACAAUGUCACUAGGAAAUGUUGAUGUUUACCUUCUAGGAAUUAUUCUCAAAAAUAAAACCCUGCCAUUUUAUCAGUCGCAAUAAAUAAAUAAUAAACUUGACCAACGUA
This is a messenger RNA of Folsomia candida, 2094 nucleotides long. RefSeq lists its product as uncharacterized. The record is from RefSeq and is a predicted model, not a curated record. NCBI's taxonomy places the organism in Eukaryota, Metazoa, Arthropoda, Collembola, Entomobryomorpha, Isotomidae. Bases 212 to 778 code for a protein of 188 amino acids. The transcript is spliced from 3 exons.